UCGUCAUGACAGUGUGGCGAAAAACAAUGGCGAAGAAACUGUGAAACUAUAAAACUCUUGUUGUUGACAUCUGGUCGAUUUUGUAAAAAUUGUGCGUUUGCAGUUUACUAUUUAUUUUGUUGUGAUUGGUAAUUAAAAAUCAAAUAGACGUUUUAGGGAAAUUAAAGUGUUUCGGACCACAAACAAGAAUACAUUUUGGAAAUCCGCUACAGUGGGAAAACUGUGGCCACAACUAUUGGAUUCGCAAGCGGAAUCGGAAUCGCAGCGUUAAGCUGAGCUGAGCUGACCAGACCAGACCAGAGCAGGCGAACUCGAUAGAUAGGCAAAAAGUGAUAUUGGAUAUUUGUUUACACCAAGUGAUAGCCAUUUGUGGAACGGAGUAAAAAGUGAUCAAAAAUGGAUAUUAUUACGAUUGGACAGAACGUUAAAAUCAAACGCACUGACGGACGCGUUCAUACGGCCAUCGUAGCCAUGAUCAAUGCGUCCGGUAAGUGCAUAACAGUCGAGUGGUUCGAGCGUGGAGAAACCAAAGGCAAGGAGGUGGAACUAGAGGCCAUACUCACACUGAAUCCCGAACUGACGCAGGAGGCUGUGGAGCAGCAUGCGGCCCCAGAGCCAAAGAAGCAGGCCACUGCCCCGGUGAAUCUGGCCCGCAAUCCCACACAAUCGAAUAUCUCUGGUAACCUCACCAGUCGCUUGACCAUGGCCGGCAAUCAACUGAACAAGAUACGCGAGACUCAUCCGACCAUCAGCACGGGUAAUGCAAACUCGAAUGCUACUACGGGUGGUACCACCCCUGCAGUGUCGACCAAUUCCGGGCUGCAGCGGCCACGGUUCUCACAGGCCACGACUAGACAGCAGCAUACGCGCAGUGCCACGGCGCCCAUCACAGCUAAUCCAGUGGUCAACAAUAGCACACAGAGCAGCAUUGGUGUCGGUGGUGGUGGUGGUGGAGGUGUCGCAGGAGGAGCGCGUCGUUCGCAUGCCCUCAAGGAGGUGGAGCGUCUAAAGGAGAAUCGCGAGAAGCGUCGGGCACGCCAGGCUGAACUUAAGGAGGAGCAAAAAGCACUGCAGAAUCAGGACCCCGGUAACCCCAACUGGGAGCUAGCGAAUAUGAUACGGGAAUAUCAGAAUACGCUGGACUUUAUACCGCUGCUCGAUGGUCAGGCGGUGGACGAUCACCAGAUCACGGUCUGUGUGCGCAAGCGUCCACCAAGCCGAAAGGAGACCAAUCGCAGGGAGGUCGAUGUCAUAUCGGUGCCCCGCAAGGACAUGAUGAUUGUCCAUGAGCCGCGUACCAAGGUCGAUCUCACCAAAUUCCUUGAACAUCACAAAUUUCGUUUCGACUAUGCUUUCAACGAAUCGUGUGACAAUGCCAUGGUGUACAAAUACACAGCCAAGCCGCUGGUGAAGACUAUUUUCGAGGGCGGAAUGGCGACAUGCUUUGCCUAUGGCCAGACUGGAUCCGGCAAGACCCAUACCAUGGGCGGGGAGUUUACGGGCAAAAUACAGGACUGCAAGAACGGCAUCUAUGCCAUGGCCGCCAAGGAUGUGUUCGCGACACUCAAUACACCGCGCUAUCGCUCCAUGAAUCUAGUCGUUUCGGCCUCGUUCUUUGAGAUUUACAGUGGCAAGGUCUUCGAUCUGCUGGCUGAUAAGCAGAAGCUGCGCGUGCUGGAGGACGGCAACCAGCAGGUCCAGGUGGUCGGCCUUACCGAAAAGGUGGUGGACAGCGUCGAGGAGGUGCUAAAGAUCAUCCAGCUGGGUAAUUUGGCGCGCACCUCGGGCCAGACAUCGGCCAAUGCGAACUCAUCGCGAUCGCACGCCGUCUUCCAGAUUGUCUUGCGGCCGAUGGGCACGACAAAGAUCCACGGCAAAUUCUCGUUCAUUGAUUUGGCGGGCAAUGAGCGGGGUGUGGACACCUCAUCGGCUGAUCGCCAGACACGCAUGGAAGGGGCUGAGAUCAAUAAGUCGCUGCUGGCACUCAAGGAGUGCAUUCGGGCACUGGGUAAACAGUCGGCCCACUUGCCGUUCCGUGUCUCGAAGCUCACGCAGGUACUGCGCGACUCGUUCAUUGGAGAGAAGAGCAAGACUUGCAUGAUAGCCAUGAUCUCGCCGUGCAUCAAUUCCUGUGAGCAUACUCUCAACACGCUGCGCUAUGCGGAUCGUGUCAAGGAGCUGGUGGCCCCCAACGUCCAGGAGAUGGGACCCUGUGGCGAUGGCAAUGAUCCCAUGGAUGAUAAUGAUAUUGAAAUCAUGGACGAUGACGAUGAGGAGGAGCAGGAAAACAAUCCGGUGCGUAAGCCAGAUAUUCGUUCACACAAUCAGCGGAAUGUUCCAAUAUCUGCGGGCAUUCACAAUAACAAUAAUAACAACAACAAGAAUGGGAAUGCCGGCAACACGGAUCUGGCACUUUUAAGUUCGCUGAGCGAACACGAAAUGUCACAGGAGCUGAUCACACAGCAUGAGGCCAUUGAAGAUUUACAGCAAACUGAAGAAAUGGUUGUGGAAUUCCAUCGAUCGGUGAAUACCACACUGGAGACCUUCCUGGGUGAAUCAAAGACACUAUACACUCAAACAAAUUAUGUGAACUAUGAUCAGGAGGACUAUUGUAAGCGCGGUGAAUUGAUGUUUGCCCAACUGAUGGACAUUGCCACACAGUGCCGUGACAUGAUGGCUGAAUAUCGCAUUAAGUUGGCCAAAGAAGAGAUGCUUUCUUGUAAAUAUAGUCCAAACAGCCAGCGCUAGAACCUACCUACUAGCAAUACACAUCCCCCCACGAUCAACAUUUACCCCCACCCCCUCACCACUACUAACUAUCAUCCACAAAAUUUUUAAAUUUUUUUCAUCACACAAAUGUGACCCCGAAUUUUUGUCAAGAAUCACACAAUGAAAUUAACCCCACCCAGCUCUAUCCUUUAUCCCUCACUGCUGCCCGUAAUUGAAAAUGUGAUCCGAAAAGGCAAAGACUUUAUAUCUAUGGUCGAAUUCCAAAAGAAAACGUUGCAAAACAGAAAAGAACUGAAGGCUGCUGCAGAUGAGGUUAAGUGUUCACCCACGCAAGGGAAAGGGCGAACACACACACAACACAGAUAUGCACACCCUCGCAGAAUCAAUUGUUGG
Messenger RNA from Drosophila obscura, 3123 nucleotides. It is a transcript of the gene Klp10A, whose product is annotated as kinesin-like protein Klp10A. Gene Ontology annotation, molecular function: microtubule binding; ATP binding; microtubule motor activity. Gene Ontology annotation, biological process: microtubule-based movement. The transcript is spliced from 6 exons. Bases 397 to 2748 code for a protein of 783 amino acids. The record is from RefSeq and is a predicted model, not a curated record. NCBI's taxonomy places the organism in Eukaryota, Metazoa, Arthropoda, Insecta, Diptera, Drosophilidae.